CUAUCACUUUUACUUGUCUCCAAAUUGAACUUAUUUCUGCCUAUCGGGUUGUUAAAAUUGUUCUCGACCCCAACUCAGCUCUCUAAGCGUUACAAUGGUGCUUGACCAUAUCAAAGGUGUGGGCCAUGGCCUUGCCGGUGUCUUGCCAAAAGAUGAUAUCCCGUGGUAUAAAAAACCCCACCUUCUUCGCCUCAACUUCUCCAUCCUCUGCCUCGUCGCAUUCUCCUCAGCCAACGGCUACGAUGGAUCAAUGAUGAAUGGUCUCCAGGCUCUCCCUCAAUGGCAAGAGUUCAUGAAUCAUCCCACCGGUGCUUGGUUGGGAUUCAUCAACGCGGUUCAAUCACUCGGUGCCUUGGUUCUCCUCCCGGUGGUGGCUUGGUGCAAUAACGCAAUCGGCAGGAAGAAGACAAUCGCCAUAGGUUAUUUCUGGUUGUUUCUCGGCGUUGGUCUACAGACUGGGGCUACAAAUCACGUCGCCUUUGUUCUUGGUCGUCUCUUCCUGGGUGGCGCAACAGCAUUCUAUUCUGCUUCAGCGCCACUGCUCAUCACCGAGACCGCUUAUCCAACCCACCGUGGUAUUUUGACUGCAUUAUACAACACGGGUUGGUAUGUUGGGUCCUCAAUCGCUGCGUGGGCAACGUACGGCACACGCAAUUACGAUAACUCUUGGGCCUGGCGCGUCCCUUCCAUCCUCCAAUUGUUGAUUCCAGUCCUGGCCCUUCCAGGCUUCCUCCUGGCGCCGGAGUCGCCUCGCUGGCUUUGCGCAAUGGAUCGUUCCACAGAAGCGCGCGCUUUCCUCGUACGCUAUCACGCAGGCAAUGACGAAACUUUGCCACUCGUCCAGUUUGAACUUGAGGAGAUCGAUGGAACUCUCCGACUUGAGCGCGAGUUGAGCGUGGAGACUAGCUACAUGGACAUGGUCCGGACCAAAGGCAACCGCCAUCGCACAUUUAUCUCAGUCACAAUGGGGAUAUUCUCUCAAUGGAGCGGCAACGGUAUCGUCUCAUACUAUCUCGCUCCUGUUCUCACCACCAUUGGUGUAACCAGUGUGACGAAUCAAACUCUCAUCUCCGGACUCCUUCAGAUCUGGAACCUCAUACUCGCUGUAGUUGGGGCAGUUAGCGUCGAUCGAUUGGGCCGGCGGUCGCUGUUCCUUGUGUCUUGCCUUGGUAUGCUUACUUGCUACAUUGUGAUCACCGGGCUUGCAGCAAGCUUUGCCAAGACCCAUGUGUCUUCAAUUGGGGUAGCAGUGAUUCCGUUCUUGUACAUCUACUUUGGCUUCUACGACAUCGCAUUCACACCUCUCCUCUUCGGCUAUGUCUGUGAGAUAUGGCCGUACACCCUGAGAGCAAGAGGUGUGGCAGUGACGCAGGUUGUUACCCAGCUGGCCGUUUUCUUCAACAUUUUCGUCAACCCCAUUGCGCUUGAAGCAAUUGCGUGGAAGUACUACCUGGUCUAUGUGGUAAUUCUUGUUCUCAUCACCUUAACCAUCUACUUUCUGUAUCCCGAGACAAAUGGGCAUAGCUUGGAGGAGAUGGUUGCUGUCUUUGAUGGAAAGGCUGCGGAUACUAGCUUCAGCGUCAAGAUCGACAAGACCGAGGGAGAGGAGGAGCAACAGGUCGAGAAAGUGUGAAAUGAUACCUAUGCACGUGGGUAUUUCGAGUACAUCGGGAGGCCCUUUCCUGUUUUCCGAGGGACGGAUUUUGGAAUUUUUUGCAGAUCUUAAGUAUCUUCCAUUGUCCGCAAGACAGUACGCCUCCGCAACUUGCACAUCAUACAUGAGUGUUUCAAUUCAGUGACAUUCAACGUGAGUUUAAUACGGAUGAUCUUUUAGCCAAUUCGUC
Hyaloscypha bicolor E is the source of this 1844-nucleotide messenger RNA. RefSeq names its product general substrate transporter. Gene Ontology annotation, cellular component: membrane. Gene Ontology annotation, molecular function: carbohydrate:proton symporter activity. The transcript has 2 exons. Bases 95 to 1633 code for a protein of 512 amino acids. The record is from RefSeq and is a predicted model, not a curated record. Gene Ontology annotation, biological process: carbohydrate transport; transmembrane transport. Lineage: Eukaryota; Fungi; Ascomycota; Leotiomycetes; Helotiales; Hyaloscyphaceae.